UUGCCAAUGUUUUUGUAUAAUAAUUUUAAAACAGUAUUUAAUUUUACAAGUGAUUCUAAAAGGAAAUCAAUUCCAAAAUGUCCGGAAAAGAAGUGAAAGAGUGGUUCGUGGAUACAGUUUUUGGAAAAUUGGCAGUUGUAUCCUGGGGAGACCCCAGCCGUCCUCCAGUGCUGAUGGUCCACGGGUACAUGGACACCGCAGCCACAUUCAUUCCUCUGAUGGAAGAACUGCCUGAUAGUUAUUACUACGUCGCCUUUGAUGUUCCAGGCCAUGGCAAGUCGUGUCACCUUCCCAUGGGCCCUUCGCCGACCCAGACUAUUACCAUAGAAUCUGUGAGAGCCGUGGUCAAUUAUAUGGCAUGGGACUCCUUCCUGUUUAUGGGGCAUUCCAUAGGAGGCAUGGCUGGUGUCCUCUACAAUCGCCUUUACCCUGGGAAAAUAACUAGAAUAGUGCUUUUGGAUCCUCUGCUGGCUCUGGCCGUCUAUUACAAUGUAACGCACGACAUACAAGAGCAUUAUCGGCGUUCUUACUAUAAUUAUUACGACCAGGUUAUUACCAAUAAAAAUCCACGCAGUUUGUAUCCAUAUGACAAAGCUGUUUCAGUCAUAAUGAAGAACCGACAGUUGACCAGAAAGCAGGCUGAAAUCGUUCUCUCCAGGUCUUUAGAGCCACUUACAGGAGGUCUUUACAGGUUCACAACGCAGCCUAUAAUGAAGAAACUAGGCUGUCUGCCGUUACGGUUGAACAUGCUAAUCGACGUAUUAUCAAAGCAACCGCCCAUACUGAGCCUUGUGGCCUCCAAACAAAGGUUUCAAACCCAUGAGAAGGAAUUUAUAGAGCAGUUAAGCCAUGUUCUAAAGAGAGAACGUAAUUUUUACCAUACCAUAGAAGGUCACCACGACGUUCAUGUCACAAAUCCGGAACUUUUGGCGCCAUUUAUUGCGGACUUUUUGAAAAAAGAUCCGUUGGUCAAUAAGAAGGCCAAACUGUAAGGCUGAGUUGCAACACCUUACUUGUAACUUUUCACUUACGCCAGUAUACGUAGGAGCCAUCGAUAUGUCAUCGCUAGCGACUGCUUAUAAAAAAUUACAUGAAUAACUAAUUGUAAGUAUGACGCACUCUAGCGAAUGUAACGGGCACUAAGUAGAGUAGGUAUAAGAAGAUUUUAAAAACAUAAUAAUGUUUAAAGCCCGGUCUGUGAGCACGUAGAAUUUUGUCCAAUGACCCCAAGCUACCCAUCCUCACUCGCUCGCACACUCACUGCGGGCGCCCGUCGCACAGUCGCGACAGCAACAUAAUUACUCGCGAGCGAUAAGGAUGGGUAGCUUGGGGUCAUUGGACAAAAUUCUACGUGCUCACAGACCAGACUUAUAUUUAUUUAGACAUUAUAGUUCUUUAAAAUGAAACAUGAAUUGUAAAUAGAAUUUAUUUCAGUAUACAUAACAUUUUGAUAACUUCCAAAAUCACAAUUAAAA
Ostrinia nubilalis (European corn borer) is the source of this 1475-nucleotide messenger RNA. RefSeq names its product serine hydrolase-like protein. The record is from RefSeq and is a predicted model, not a curated record. Gene Ontology annotation, molecular function: monoacylglycerol lipase activity. Lineage: Eukaryota; Metazoa; Arthropoda; Insecta; Lepidoptera; Crambidae. The transcript has 6 exons. Gene Ontology annotation, biological process: acylglycerol catabolic process. Bases 78 to 992 code for a protein of 304 amino acids. Gene Ontology annotation, cellular component: mitochondrion.